Molecule: messenger RNA, 1526 nt
Organism: Oncorhynchus gorbuscha (pink salmon)
Lineage: Eukaryota; Metazoa; Chordata; Actinopteri; Salmoniformes; Salmonidae
Exons: 19
Coding region: 60-1319 (419 amino acids)
Source: RefSeq, a predicted model, not a curated record
CACAUACACCCUACCUUGUGAAAUCAUACUUACAGUCUGAAACAGUCUGUAUAAUUACAAUGUUCAUCCCUGAUAUGGCAGCUGGUCGUCUGUUUUUGGUCAUCGUCCUUCUAUAUACCUUUCAAUACAUCAAAGCCCAAGUUCAGAAACCAAUGAUUAGUGCCAGUCACAAUGAGGAGGAUUUCAUCAUCACCUGUUUGAUUCCUGGACCUGCUGGUAGAGACACCACCUGUAACCUGUAUAUUGGAGAGAAGAAUAAGCCAUUCUUGAAAACACAGAUAUGGAAAAAGAAAACCAAAAAAACCAAGCAAUGGUACUGUACAUUCUCUGUGACCGAAGACGAUCUGAUCAGACAUCUACAGUCAGUGAGGAGUAAGGAGGUGAGCUGUGACUACAGAGUGAGCUCAGGACCAAACUCUCUCUCUCCACGUAGUGAUGGGUACAGCUUUACAGAUCUGGUGGAAGUUCACAUCAGUGAUCCAACAACUAUUACAGCAGGAUUGACCUCUCCUUUGACCCCCAGCACAGCAGUGAAUCCUACGUCAGGUUGGACUGUUCUUUCUACUUUGACCAGUGACACCGCAAAGAUUUCAACUGAAGGAGGUCAAAGCUACACAGAAAGUGAGGUUUUUUCAAACAGUCAAGAAAGCGUUACAGCAUGUUCAACUGUUGCUUCUACUUUGACCCUUGACAUCACAGUGAGACCAACUACCAGUUUGACCUCUCCUUUGACCCCCACCACAGCAGUGACUCCUACAUCAGGUUCGACUGUUCGUUCAACUUUGACUACUGACACCACACUGAGUCCAACGGAAGGAAAAAGCUCCACACAAAGUAUUCUGUCGGGGCAGGUUUGGCAGGCAGCAGUGGCUGUGGUUUCUGGAGUAGGUGUGUUCCUGGUGGGAUUGACCGCUUUCUGUCUCUGCAGGAGCACCAAGAAAAACAAUUCUCUGAGACCUACAGCCAGACAGGAUGAUGACAACCAAUAUGAGUUGGUGUUGGGAGCCAUGAGCAGGGCAGCCAUGGUGGAUUCUGGGGAAGCUGGGAUAUACAGUCUGAUCACCUCUGUUUCGGCCACGUUUUUGCCCUCAGGUCCUGUUCCGGAAUCUGCACAUGAAGAUGUCGAUUCAGGGAAUACAGGGAUCUAUAGGCUGAUCACUGCACCACGCACAUCUAUACCUUCAGGCCCUAUCGAAGAGAAUGGACAGCCAUUUGAAAACUACACAACUGAUACGUACCACAUGUACUGCUCGAUCCCUGACAAACUAGCAAACUCAGCCCAGCCGGAUGGGUUGUACAGUCUUCUACAGGCACACUGAAACUACACCACUGGCUGUCUGUAGCUAUGUCUCACACAAAUAUCCUCUUUGUCCCAUGAUGUGCUUUGUUUAUUACAUAUCAAGUUACUGAGCGUAUCCAUAACAUCUGUUACUGUGUUAGUAGUUUUAUUUUGGAGGGGUCUGGUGGCAUACUCCUGAGUACUUGUCUGAUUUUGUUCUCGUAGUAAACACAAAAUCUACUGUGUA